AUGAAGGGCACCCCGGAAGUUACGGAAGUCGCCUUCCUUCAGCUUUCAGUCGACCACAAUCCAGAGGAGUUACGAGAUAUCCUCCUGAGAACGCAGCAUAUCCAGGCUCAAUGGAUCAGUCAACACCAGCCAAAGCUUCUUGAAGGAAAACCAUACGGCCAUACAACCGAAGUGUGGAUUGGCGAACACGAGAGGCCUUACUUGUUGCUCACUGCUCCUUGGGAGUCCGUUGAUGCACAUAAUCAAUGGAUCCAAAGCCAAGAAAACAUGUCUCUGAUGCAAGAACUCAAAGGAUUCAUCAGCCAAAACAGGGAUUCUGUAGUUUUGUACCACUUGACACCUGCAGGCGGGAACAAUGACUUCCGUGGUGAUAUCCUUGCUCGAGGGCCAGUCAAGCUCUGGAAGAUAUCAGUGAAGCCCGAAUUCAAGGCGAAGCUCGAGGAGGAGUACCGCAUCAUUGAGACCCAGUCCUCGACAGAACCAAACCAAAGGAUGUGGGCAGGAUGGAGGGUAGAAAAAGAGGGCCCAGAAGAUAUGGUCAUCCUUGCGUCCCCGGGGUUCGAAGAGGUGAUUGAGUCCGGUAUUGCUGUAAAGUUUGAAGAUGCCCAAGUGUCCCGGUUCGGAUACAGGCCCUUUAUGCAUUAG
This is a messenger RNA of Fusarium venenatum, 645 nucleotides long. RefSeq lists its product as uncharacterized. NCBI's taxonomy places the organism in Eukaryota, Fungi, Ascomycota, Sordariomycetes, Hypocreales, Nectriaceae. The record is from RefSeq and is a predicted model, not a curated record.